Molecule: messenger RNA, 4238 nt
Organism: Astyanax mexicanus (Mexican tetra)
Lineage: Eukaryota; Metazoa; Chordata; Actinopteri; Characiformes; Acestrorhamphidae
Gene: meis2a
Product: Meis homeobox 2a
Exons: 14
Coding region: 1183-2700 (505 amino acids)
Biological process (GO): positive regulation of transcription by RNA polymerase II; embryonic pattern specification; animal organ morphogenesis
Molecular function (GO): RNA polymerase II cis-regulatory region sequence-specific DNA binding; DNA-binding transcription activator activity, RNA polymerase II-specific
Source: RefSeq, a predicted model, not a curated record
CGGGCAUUGCUCCUCCUCUAAACUUCAAGCUUCCCCCAUGAUUGAUGAUCGUGGGCCGCUUUGAUAAUUGACUACUCCGAGAUUUCUCCAGCCUCUGUGCAGAAGAAGUACAGCUCUCCCCCGUGCAGUUGCAGCCACCCUACCGCGCUUCUGUUCUAUUUUUUCCCCACCUGUUUUCAGCUAAACCCGCCCUGCCACUCUAGGAUUGGCUACUAGUUUAUACUCUUCCUCUGGUGGACUGUUUACUGGUGUGCACUUCUAGCCAAUCCUAACCCAAGAGGGCGGGCUAGCUCUAUCCAAUCACCGCACAAGGGGCGGGGUUUAUCAAUAGGGAACCUCCCACUCGUGUCCAAGCGUUUUUUGGACGCCGGUGCCCAAUCCAACCACACUCUGGGCGGGGUUUCCGCAAUACGGGUGUGAAAAGUAACCCGCACCAGAAACUAACGGUAGGCGUGGCCAAGGCCCUUGUUACUUCCGGGUUCCGUCAUUCCAUUCUCCCGCCGAUCAGCGCGGCGAAGUGACUCCGUACUAUAAGCAAAGCUAGCAGCCAACCUGCCAACACUCGCUGACACUCACUCAUCUCAGACCGCGAGAUAGACGAAAUAUACCGCGGGGGGGUGGGUGAAAAAAACCCCGAAGAGAUCCGAAUCGCCACUCUUUUAAUUUCUUCUCCUCUUUUUCUUUUCUGGAUUUUUUUCCUACUGUCCUUACAGUGAUCAUAAAACAAGAAAGCGGACCGGAGGCGUAAAGAAGACGCGGAGUUUUGUGCGCGCGGAUGAAAACGGACUAAAAAAACAAAGAUUCAUCGUCUCUUGAACAUCAUCAGCCACCAUCAUUCAUUCAUUACCUUGACAACCUCUGGCUUUGAUUGACAGCUGGAGUGGCAAAAAGCCAUGAGACACGACAGUUUAGUUACAUGCACGUUGUUGAUGGGUCGAUUGUAACCUUCAGUUUUUUGGGUGCUUCACUUUUUUUUCUUUUUUUUUUGGUGGGGGGCGAGGAGGAAAAAAACAAGACUUUUUUUUUUUUUGGAAAAAGUGUACCCGAUGCCCGUGCUCGGAGUGAACUGUAUUGGAGAAUAGGAGAAUUCACGAAGGGGGAAUCUUACCACUAAAUCACUUUCUUACCGGACUGGGAUAUUAAAUAUACGACACGUCCAGGAGUUUAUUGGAGCGCAGCCUGAUGGCGCAGAGGUACGAUGAACUGGCCCAUUACGGCGGGAUGGACGGGGUGGGAGUUCCAGCGUCUAUGUACGGGGACCCUCACGCCCCACGGCCGCUGCCCCAAGUGCACCAUCUGAACCACGGGCCGCCGCUGCACGCGAGCCAGCACUACGGCGCCCACGCGCCCCAUCCCAACGUAAUGCCCACCAGCAUGGGUUCAGCGGUCAACGACGUCUUAAAGAGGGAUAAAGAUCAAAUUUAUGGUCACCCUCUGUUCCCUCUGCUCGCGCUGGUCUUUGAGAAGUGCGAGCUGGCCACGUGCACUCCCCGCGAGCCCGGGGUGGCGGGCGGCGACGUCUGCUCCUCCGACUCCUUCAACGAGGACAUCGCAGUGUUUGCCAAACAGGUCCGCGCAGAAAAACCUUUAUUUUCCUCAAAUCCAGAGCUGGACAAUCUGAUGAUACAGGCCAUACAAGUAUUACGGUUUCAUCUCUUGGAGUUAGAGAAGGUGCACGAGCUCUGCGACAAUUUCUGCCAUCGGUACAUCAGUUGUUUGAAAGGAAAAAUGCCUAUAGAUUUAGUCAUAGAUGAACGGGACGGCAGCUCAAAAUCGGACCACGAGGAACUUUCGGGAUCUUCCACUAAUUUAGCCGAUCAUAACCCAACUUCUUGGAGAGACCACGAUGACGCCACCUCCACACAUUCGGCAGGCACACCAGGGCCGAGCAGCGGAGGACACGCCUCCCAAAGUGGAGACAACAGCAGUGAACAAGAGAAAGCUAGGGGGACUGGCUUGCUGGAGCUUUGGAGCUUUCGUUUGGGGAGAGAAGGAGAUGGCUUAGACAACAGCGUGGCCUCGCCUGGCACAGGGGACGACGACGAUCCAGACAAAGACAAAAAGCGUCAGAAAAAGCGUGGCAUCUUCCCCAAGGUGGCUACCAACAUCAUGCGAGCGUGGCUCUUCCAGCACCUCACACACCCGUAUCCUUCAGAAGAACAGAAAAAGCAGCUAGCCCAAGACACAGGCCUCACCAUCUUACAAGUAAACAACUGGUUCAUUAAUGCCAGAAGAAGAAUAGUACAGCCCAUGAUUGACCAGUCAAAUCGAGCAGGUUUUCUUCUUGAUCCUUCAGUGAGCCAGGGAGCAGCGUACAGUCCAGAGGGCCAGCCCAUGGGCAGUUUUGUGCUGGAUGGCCAGCAGCACAUGGGAAUCCGGCCAGCUGGUCUGCAGGGCAUGCCAGGGGAGUUCGUACCUCAGAGUGGUCCUAUGGGCAUGAGCAUGGCACCGCUACCAUACCCUCCUCCACAUCAUCCUCCACCACCUCCUCCUCCUCAGAUGUCGCACCUGUCCCAGCUACGGCACGGACCCCCUCUGCACCCCUACCUUCCCGGCCCCCCGCCGACCCACCCCGCCAUUCUGAUGCACGGAGGACCUCCCCAUCACCCAGGAAUGACCAUGUCUGCACAGAGCUCCCCUAUUCUGACCCCCAUUGACCACAGCACUGGUGGACAAGGCCUGGACAUCCACGCUCAAUAGUGUAAGGGAACCUGAUGAAAACAAGAACAAGAAAAACAAGUUCGACCCCCCAGACCCCACCCCAACUAAAGCGAUUUUGGGACUAUUUUUAAGAAAAGAGGAAAAACGAACAAUUUUGACCAGAAUUAGACUCUAAAAAUGGAAUUCCAGAUGAGCUGUGAUAAUUUUUUAUCUUGUCAAUUUUGUUACUUUCAUCGACAGAGGACCAAGCUGACAAGAACACUUUGUAAAGUCUUGGGCUUUUGUUAAAGAUCAACGGAAGAUGUUUCAACUGAACCUAACUGAAAGUGCAAACUCAAAUAAACACACACACACACGCACACACACACUGUAUACACAUACACACUCACGCAACACAAUAACAGCCGGAACAUAGUCACACAAACUCUCGUUUGAACCUUUUUAAAUAAAUCAUUAUGGAAGAUAAAAAAAAGACAAAAACAAAAGAGACUCCAAGAGUUAUAACUACUGUAGUAUAAAGGUAUAGACACUAAGUUAAAACUUGUGCAUUUUUGUUGAUCACUCAAUUUCUGUUUUCCUGAGCUAGUCCUAGAAUUACCCCCCAAACCCCACCCCAACCACCCCCUGCUUUUCACACUGUGUGUGCUGUUCCCUGAGGGAGAGAUGGUCUCGUCGCAGCAAUAAAAAAAAAGAAAGAAAAAUACAACAACAAACAUCUCAAAAGUCUCGGCCCAAACACUAACACUAGAGCGGGCAGCGGACCUGUCCAUCCCGGUAAGGACCAGAAGUAGCACUCGGCCAGAGAGGCUGCUGAGUGAAGCCUGCUCUCUCUGUACCAUUCAGUUCAACCUUCAUUUCACACCCCUCUUCUAUUUUUUUUUUUUUUGGCUCAUGAAUGAAUGUUUCCCUGUAGGUAAAGUUCUUAGUUUGAAUUGCCCAAGCACUGGAUUGUGUUGGUUUUAUACAUUUUUUAUUUUAUUAUUAUUAUUAUUUUAUUUUUUGUUUUUUUGUAUCAUGGACUCUCAGAGCAAGAGCCUAUUGAAGGAAGCAUAUCCAUGGAAAAGCAACAUCCUACACUAGUUUCCAAGCCUCUGGAUCAACAUACGCACCAUAUGGACAGCACAGACACAAUGGUGGAUUCUUUGGCACUUAGAGAAGCUAUUGACGGUUGAUGCACCAAAAAACCUAAAACUUAAACAAAAAAAAAAAAGAAGAAGAGAAAAAAAAAGAACUUAAAUUAUGAACUCAAAGCUUGGAGAAAAGCUAAGAGAAUAUUGUAACAAACUUCGUACAGAGUUCAGUCUAUUAAUUGUUUCAUGUUAGAUAUUCUAUGUGUUUACCUCAAUUGAAAAAGAAUGUUUUUGCUAGUUUCAGAUCUGCUGUGGCAUUGAUAUUGUAUGUCCAUGAAUUCCUUCCUUUUUCAGCACGUGUUCCUCACUAGAUGAUAAAAAAAUGCUGUCUCCCUUAAGCUUUGUCAAAAAUACAUUAAAUACUUGUAUGAGGACUGUGACGUAAUGUUUAAAAGGUGUUCAGUCACAAAAUGCUGUAAUAAAUAUUUCAUUUUUGAUUUUGUUAGA